Messenger RNA from Alosa sapidissima (American shad), 1613 nucleotides. It is a transcript of the gene ldlrad2, whose product is annotated as low density lipoprotein receptor class A domain containing 2. The transcript is spliced from 5 exons. NCBI's taxonomy places the organism in Eukaryota, Metazoa, Chordata, Actinopteri, Clupeiformes, Clupeidae. The coding region runs from base 225 to 1175 and encodes 316 amino acids. The record is from RefSeq and is a predicted model, not a curated record. Gene Ontology annotation, molecular function: protein binding.
UCUGUCGUUGUAGCUAAAGAAGAGUGAUCACCCCAGGCCUAUAGUGUACCAUAAGUAGUUCAUAAUUAUUAAUUACCAUCUAUCGUCGUCACUGCGCAAUCCACGAAAUGUUUGCGUUGUGCAUGCGACAAACCCUAAAUUUUCGUAUCAACUCUCACUUUGGGCAAAGCAGAGUCGACACGAGUUAGGCUACUCCGCUUGAACGUUUGGACGGAUUCUGAAAGAUGGCCAAAGUGAGCCAAGACGAACUUGUACAACACCUGUCAAAAGUGUUCGCCGUUAUCUGUGUGGUGGUGACUCUCAAGCCUGCCAGCGCCAUUGAGACAGUGAAUGUUGUUGAUUUAUGUGGCCAAACUAUCCAUGGGGAUGGGUUGAUCAUCAACUCCCACCAGGAAUCUAAGAAAUACUACUUUGUCACCAUGGGAACAGACUGCCAAUUGACCAUACAAGCCAACAUGCUGCAAGACAGGGUACUGUUCCAUUUCCGCUUCUUCCUGGUUUACAGCCUUCUACGGGUGGCCCCCCUUAGCCCUUCACCCUUUUUCCCAGAGUCUGCCAGUAAACCCUCACUUUCUCGCCCUGCCUGGCCUGACCAGCAUGUGGAGUCAACUUCUAAGGAUGGCCAGGAGGACCCCUGCUAUGCCGGCUCUUACAUACAGUUCUAUGAUGGCCCUAAUAUGAACUCACCCCCCAUAGGGCUCCCACUUUGUGGAAAAAGUCUACCACGACCUGUAAUUUCCACAGGAAAUUACCUGACUUUGAGACUGGUUACGAGGGGCACACAGCCCAGGGUUGAUUUUGUUGGAGACUUCACUUCUUUCAGAUUGGGUUCCAACCAAUCAGAAUGUGGUAAUGUACUUUACUUUAGCUGUUGGAAUGGGAAGUGCAUUCCAAUGAGUUUGGUUUGUGAUGACGACAAAGACAUUGACAACUGUGGAGACGGCAGUGAUUUAAGAAGUCAUCAUGAGGCUAAAUGCACAAGUCAUCAGUCUGUGAAACUGUCUCCACAGUUUACCCUUCCAACUUCAACUAUCCUCACAAAGAAUUGUGGCACACCUGAAAUCCCCAUGAACACCAACACAGUUGCAGGACACAGCGAACAUCAUGGAUUGAAGUGCUGGUCAUUUUUGGAUUAUACAGUUUGCAGACAAACUGUUCUGCUGAGGAUAGAAUAGCUGGACUUAGUACUUCAUCCUCACCAAAGUUGUGGAGAAGAUGAAGGCACAAUCUCAUGAUGCCACAACCAAAGGGUAUGAGAGGCUCAUCAUUCAGUGCAGAGACACAGAUGUACUGUUGUUGCAUCUUGUGUUUGCAACCUGCUGAGCCCAGAAAUUUGGAUGAAAGCAGGAACUGCCAAGAAACCACGCUACAUUAAAGUGUAUGAUAUUAAAAUGUCAAAUGAGAUUCUGGGUGGUCUGUUGGCAUUUCAUGCCAUCACUGGAUGUGACACUACCAGUCAGUUCACUGGAAUAGGAAAAAGGACGGUGUGGAAAUGUGGACGGUGUUCUAUCUUUGAGGUGUAAAAGUGGAAAAUGUUGUUUGACCUAUUACUGUACAUUUCCCAAAAUUGGACUCUCAAUCAAAACGAGUGAUAAACAUAGGAAAACAAGUGC